CGCCAAGCUCCGCAGGAAUACGUUAUGUCUGGAUAAAAAUAGUCACCAAUCCACAUACUUAAUACAUUCACUUCCUCUUCAAACUAAACAAAACAUGUCAGAAUUUAAGUUUGAUAGAGCGAGCUCAGCAAGUUCCGAGGGCGAUAGUGGAAGUGGUGAGGACCAUGGAGAUGGGGAACCCCUGGAAAUCAAGUCGCCAAAGCCAUCUUCAAAGUUCCCACAAAGUCCUUCAAAACUGACAGCAGCUAAGAAGAAGGGUCGGGCGGCAGUUGCUGCUGGAGGGGCACAGAAAACUCAGACCAGAGUUCACCAGUCGGGAAUACGAGUGUUGUACACAGCAGGCCGCCCACCAUGGUACAACACACAUGGAGAGCUGAAGGAAGCCUUUGUUAUAGGACUGUGUGGAGGAAGUGCCUCUGGCAAGACAACAGUGGCUAAGAGAAUCAUUGAGGCCCUUGAUGUUCCCUGGGUCUCCCUGCUCAGUAUGGACUCAUUCUACAAGGUGUUAGGGGAGAAAGAACACGAAGCUGCUAACCGAAAUGAGUACAAUUUUGACCACCCUGAUGCCUUUGACUUUGAGCUGCUGGCCAAGACACUGAGACGAUUGAAAUUUGGCAAGAAAGUGGAUGUACCAGUCUAUAAUUUCGUUUCUCACAGUCGAGAAAGUCAAUGUAAAACUAUUUAUGGGGCCAAUGUUGUGAUAUUUGAAGGCAUUAUGACAUUUGUGAACAAAGAUCUGUUGCAGUUAAUGGACAUGAAAAUAUUUGUGGACACCGACAGUGAUAUACGAUUAGCAAGAAGAAUGAAACGUGACAUCACUGAGCGUGGUCGUGAACUGGAAGGGGUGCUUAAACAAUACAACACAUUCGUAAAGCCUGCUAUGGAACACUACAUCGCACCAACCAUGAGUUGUGCAGACAUUAUCGUGCCUCGAGGGGGGGAAAAUACUGUGGCUAUAGAUCUGAUUGUACAACAUGUGCACUCACAGCUCAAGAAGCGUGGGUUCUGUCUACGCCAGAGUCUGGCAAACUCCGGGAACAAUGGCCACUCCCACCCCUCCUCCCUCCAUGUGAUGAAAGAAUCUCCACAGAUCAAAGGCAUUCACACAUUCAUUAGAAACAGUGACACAGCCAGAGAUGAGUUUAUAUUCUACUCUAAGCGCUUAAUGAGACUGCUGUUUGAAUAUGCCAUGAACCUGCUACCUCAUAAGAAAGUAACAAUUGACACAGUGCAAGGAAUUCCAUACAAAGGCUCAAGAUUAGACAUAAAGAAGAUAGUUGGUGUGUCUAUACUGCGUGCAGGUGAGACGAUGGAACAGGCCCUGUGUGAGGUCUACCAGAACAUUACCAUCGGCAAGAUCCUCAUACAGACAAACUUGGACACUGGUGAACCAGAGCUGCACUACCUCCGUCUACCUCGAGACAUCAAGGAAUCUCACGUGAUGUUGAUGGACGCAACUGUUGCCACGGGUGCGGCGGCCAUGAUGGCAAUACGUGUACUGCUGGACCACGACGUGCCAGAGGAGAACAUCAUACUUCUGUCUAUGCUCAUGGGAGACUCUGGUGUCCACUCUAUUGCUUAUGCAUUCCCGAAGGUGAAGCUGGUCACUACAGCUGUGGACAGUGAGGUCAAUGACAAGUUCCAUAUCAUGCCCGGAAUCGGUAACUUUGGUGAUCGCUACUUUGGCACCGACUUCUCAGCAGACAGAGUGGAGCCUCCACAAGCCUCCUGAUAGCGCUCGAAUCUCAUCAUUGCCACCGCUGCCAAUAAUGUGUCUCAACACGCUGCCUCAUUGCUGCUGUUGUAAACAACAAAACAUCAUUAUCAUAAAUUUGACAAUAUUCGUUGUGGUCAAUAUCUUUGCUGUUAUGCUCUUGCGAACAUCUAAUUGCUGUGUCCUGGAUUAUCUUGCCUGUAUCAUACAUGAAACAUACGGUCACACCCAGUGAGGGUUUUACUAGCAUGUUGAAUGUUGUAUUAUCCCACAAUUUGAGAGCUCAGCCAAAGGUGGAUGUAACUACAUACAGUAUAGGGCAAUAGUGAGUCUUCAACCCCGCCCAUCACGUUAUAUAAGAGCUGCUACAAAAGAAAAUAGAAGUUAUGUCCAUGUGGCGCUUCCAUAGAAGUUAUAUACCUGUUGCGCUGAGCCCACAAUUAUUGCUACUUUAUACAUCAAUUAGCAUUUCUUACAUACAUGUAAGUGAUCACAACAUAAGGGAUGUUUUAUCUGUACUUUGUUUAGUCAACCAGUAUUUACUUCCAUUACAUAAGGCUAGUAUAAUAAGUGCUGAUGUGUUUCAGUGUGAUAUCAAAGCUACAGGGUUCCUUUGAUAACAAAGGUUGUACAAUUGUUAUUUUGAGUUGCCAGCUGUCACAAUGGGUUUGGAAGAACAAUGAUAUGUACAUGUUUAUAAUUGAGAUAUUCAAGUGGGCAAUUAAUAUUUUCAACUGUUUUAUUUUUGCUAAAACAAUUGAAGUAGAAUCAUCAACAUCCUCAUUAUCACCCAUUGAUUGUCAAUUGUAUAUGUGCCAUUUGUAUUAUAAAACCAUUAUGUUUUUUUCUCACGCUGAUUUCUUAUUACUGCAGUUUCUCAUCAAGUUCAUAACUCUCAACAUGAGAUGAACAAGAUUAUAUUACAUUGCUGCUGUAUUGUUGUGUGGUACUGAUAUAUGAUCAUGGAUGAAUAUCAUGUUAUCACAACCAUUUGUAUUUUAGAAUUGUACUGUUUUACUUGUUAUAUAUAUUUUUAAUCACAGUAGUCAGACUAAUUUAUAUUAUAAGGGAGGCAACAUGCACAUGUUUGAUUUUUUCAAUUCGGUCUCUCCUAGGUCAUGGUAUUCAUGGUAUACGCUAAUUGUGGUGUGUCUAUGAUCAGUUUCAAAUUAUUGAUAAAACACUCGUUUAUUCUUGUCUAUUCUUCAGUUGUUAUCAAACUUGAUAUUUGAUAUUAAUCUCGUCACUGUGCAUCAAGUAUACGUUUAACAGUACAUAAUAAGUACUGCUGCUAAUUCAUACUGCAACAGUUAAACAGUAAAAUUUCAUGUGUCGCUUAAACCUUAAAACUGUCCAGAAAAUUAUUAGAUUUUUUUUUUUUACAUAAAUAGGGUGUAAACCUGACUAAGUUUGAGAUGAGAAGGACUAGUUUGCAUUGGCUUUUUUUGUAAACUUGUCCUCUAAAAAAGGUUAGCCUUUCUCAUAAACAUGCUUUAUACUCAUGAAAUAAAUGAAUGUUUAAUUAUAACUACUGGAUGGUAAAUACAUAACUGGUCAGGUUCACCUUAUUUUUUUGUAGUUAAAUUAACAUAACAGUGUUACAGAUAAAAACAAGUGAUAUUGACAAUAACUUUUAACAUAUUUGAGCACAAUUACGCAGUCUGUUUUAUUACCUCUCAUUGUUUUAAUUUUUCAUACAGAAGUUCACCAUACUCAUAAGCUAUAUACCAAAAUGUUUGGAAAAAAAUGUGUUCGCUCUUUUGCAUUUAAUUUUUCUUCCAGUAAAUAUUGCCUCUCUGUAAUGAAUGUGAUAUUCUACAUAUCAUGAUAUUUUUGUUGAAAUCUUUAUAUGCAUGUUUAUUUCAUGGAAUAUGUGGACCUCAUUGGUACAAGAAGGUACCGUGACAACGAUAAAUGUGGACCUCAUUGGUACUAGAUGGUACCGUGACAACGGUAAAUGUUGACCUUAUUUGUUACUAGAUGGUACCGUGACAACGGUAAAUGUGGACCUCAUUGGUACUAGUGGGAACCGUGACAACGGUAAAUGUUGACCUCAUUGGUACUAGUGGGUACAGUAACAAAGGUAAAUGUGGACCUCAUUGGUACUAGAUGGUACCGUGACAACGGUAAAUGUUGACCUCAUUGGUACUGUGACAACGGUAAAUGUUGACCUCAUUUGUUACUAGAUGGUACCGUGACAACGGUAAAUGUGGACCUCAUUGGUACUAGUGGGUACCGUGACAACGGUAAAUGUGGACCUCAUUGGUACUAGUGGGUACCGUGACAACGGUAAAUGUGGACCUCAUUGGUACUAGUGGGUACCGUGACAACGGUAAAUGUGGACCUCAUUGGUACUAGUGGGUACCGUGACAAAGGUAAAUGUUGACCUCAUUGGUACUAGUGGGUACCGUGACAAAGGUAAAUGUUGACCUCAUUGGUACUAGUGGGUACAGUAACAAAGGUAAAUAUGGACCUCAUUGGUUCUAGUGGGUACAGUAACAAAUGUAAAUGUUGACCUCAUUGGUACUAGUGGGUACAGUAACAAAGGUAAAUGUGGACCUCAUUGGUACUAGUGGGUACCGUGACAAAUGUAAAUGUUGACCUCAUUGGUACUAGUGGGUACAGUAACAAAGGUAAAUGUUGACCUCAUUGGUACUAGUGGGUACAGUAACAAAGGUAAAUGUUGACCUCAUUUGUUACUAGAUGGUACCGUGAUAAUGGUAAAUGUGGACCUCAUUGGUACUAGUGGGUACAGUAACAAAGGUAAAUGUUGACCUCAUUUGUUACUAGAUGGUACCGUGAUAACGGUAAAUGUGGACCUCGUUGGUACUAGUGGGUACCGUGACAGAGGUAAAUGAGGACCUCAUUGGUAUUUGUAGGUACUGUGACAGGUAAAUGUGGACCUAUUUGGUACUAGUAGGUGUUAUUAUGCUUUAGUGUUUAAACUUGAUGUAUUCAUAUGAAAGUUUUGGUAAGAGUUGGUCUACAAAGGCUUAUAUCCUCUGGUUAGAUGUGAUACGGUAUUUUGCCUCUCAUUCUAUUCUUUCUUUUCUCCAUUAAUAUGUAUGUUUUUGAAAUACUACGUUACUUUUUUCUAUAACAGGUUGUAUCAAGCUUUCACCAAGGUAAUUGAAUUAUUUCCAAAAGCCAUGAGUGUUCAUUAAACAUUUAAGCUAAAAUACCCUGUACAUAUUUUACCAUAAUAAGCCUUGACCUGUAUUUGCUUUGAUUUCAUUGUUUUACAUUCCUUUUAUUUAGUCUUUUGUUGCCUGUAUCUUAUUGUAGUUGAUGCAUUUUCAAAUAUUAUGGCUGGUUGCUCAUCUUUACCGGAAUUUAUAGGAAUCAAGUCAAGUCAAUAUUUGUUUGUCAGAUUCCAUAAACAUUUUAAACAUAAGCUAUGUAUAGCUUUUCACCAACAUAAUCAUUUAACAACAGGAUUUAUCUCAAAUAAAAUUGAAAAGGAAUACACCCAUUGUAAUUUACUGUUAGCUGUUGAAAUAUAAACAUAGUUUGAAUAAGAAACAGCUGAGUUACCGGCCAUAAGUGUUUUUAUACGGACUCAAUCCUAUGGUAUUAUGUAUAAGAAAGCAUUGGGAUACCAACUUGGUUGUAAACAGUGUUUCCGAUUGGACAUGAUAUAUUGUCUUGACAUUAGCCUCAUUAUACCGCAAAUAAUCUCUCUAUAUGUAAGCAUUUUCGGUAUUUUGAAGAUUUUACAUUAUGUAAUAUUAUUAUCAUGAAUGUUUGUGUGUUAGUCAGUAAAUUUAAAGCUUUUGCUUUGAAAUGUGGGUAUGGUGUAGCUGUUUUAGGUAUGCUUGUAGAUAUCGUUGAUUUGCAAAAAUAUAUGAUAUGCUCAAAUUUUGACUUUUACAGAAUUAUUUUCAUAAAAUAAACAUUACAUCAUGGGGCCAGUAUCACACGUAAUAUUUCUUGCCAAAAAUUCUCUUAUCAGAUUAGACAGCAAUAAUAACAAUCCAUUCAUGUGGCGGAAAAGUAUUUGAUAGCUGGUUAGGAGACUCAGUUUAUUGUGAAACUAGGCCCAGAUUUAUAUGUAUGUUCAUAUUUUGUAAACAAAUCAUGGUGCUUGUUGGUUUGUGUGACUGUGUUUAGCUCUUGGAUAUUAUAUAUGUCUAUAUAGACUUAGUAUGGUAUGUGUAUUGUACAUGUAUUUAUAGUUUUGCAUCUAUAUAUAAAAAAUAUGUUCUCUGAGGUCUUAUCUACUUUCCACUGAGUUUGUGCUCCCAAAUUAGAGCAGUAAUUGCACCAUGUGCUUUUGUGUGUGUUUAUUUGAACUAUCAGCCUUUAUUUAAAAAACAAACGUUUCUGACAUGGUCUAAUGUGGGACAUAACUAAGUGUGAUUGUUUUAAUUAUACAUGUGCUCUCAUGUAGUUAGGAAGCAUACUUUUUCAUAACAUAAUUUCACAAAAUGAAAUGAACUUCAUUUCUGUAAGUGAAUCUCUGUAUGGGUGGUAAAAUGUAAUGUGUCCUGAUGUUUCUUUAUCAUAUUAUACUUUAUGAAAACUUUAUCAAAGUUGCACAUUUAUGUCAUUUUUGAAAGGAAUCUCCUGAUUUUACAUUUAUUGCAUCAAACCCUGUAUGUUAACCCCCUCUAUGUACUGAUAACUCCUGUACAUUGCAUACAUGUACACUACAUACAUGUACACUGCAUACAUGUACUCUGCAUUCAAGUAUACUUCAUACAUGUACUCUGCAUUCAAGUAUUCUGCAUACAUGUACACUGCAUUCAAGUAUACUUCAUACAUGUACUCUGCAUUCAAGUAUACUUCAUACAUGUACACUGCAUUCAAGUAUACUUCAUACAUGUACACUGCAUUCAAGUAUUCUGCAUACAUGGACACUGCAUUCAAGUUUACUGCAUACAUGUACACUGUAUUCAAGUAUACUGCAUACAUGUACACUGCAUUCAAGUAUACUUCAUACAUGUACACUGCAUUCAAGUGUACUGCAUACAUGGACACUGCAUUCAAGUUUACUGCAUACAUGUACACUGCAUUCAAGUAUACUGCAUACAUGUACACUGCAUUCAAGUAUACUUCAUACAUGUACACUGCAUUCAAGUGUACUGCAUACAUGGACACUGCAUUCAAGUUUACUGCAUACAUGUACACUGCAUUCAAGUAUACUGCAUACAUGUACACUGCAUUCAAGUAUACUUCAUACAUGUACACUGCAUUCAAGUGUACUGCAUACAUGGACACUGCAUUCAAGUAUACUGCAUACAUGUACACUGCAUUCAAGUAUACUGCAUACAUGUACACUGCAUUCAAGUAUACUGCAUACAUGUACACUGCAUUCAAGUAUACUUCAUACAUGUACACUGCAUUCAAGUAUACUGCAUACAUGGACACUGCAUUCAAGUAUACUUCAUACAUGUACUCUGCAUUCAAGUGUACUGCAUACAUGGACACUGCAUUCAAGUAUACUUCAUACAUGUACACUGCAUACAUGUACACUGCAUACAUGUACACUGCAUUCAAGUAUACUUCAUACAUGUACACUGCAUACAUGUACACUGCAUUCAAGUAUACUUCAUACAUGUACACUGCAUACAUGUACACUGCAUACAUGUACACUGCAUACAUGCAUACAUGUACACUGCAUACAUGUACACUGCACACAUGAACACUACAUACAUGUACACUGCAUACAUUUACACUGCAUACAUGAACACUACAUACAUGUAUACUGUAUACAUGUACACUGCACACAUGAACACUGCACACAUGCACACUUCACACAUGUACACUACAUACAUUUACACAGCAUACAUGUACACUUCACACAUGUACACUGCAUAUAUGUAUACUGCAUACAUGUACACUGCAUUCAAGUAUACUGCAUACAUGUACACUGCAUACAAAACACUUCAUACAAGCAUAUUUAUCAGUCUAUGUUAAAUUAUUAUGUUUAAUUUGGUUUUAAUAACAAAUAUGUUCUGUUUUUACACGGGAAAUACUGGACACGUCAGCAUAUUUUUUUCCUUCCUAGUCAAAAUUGCCUUGACCUAUAGUAAUGUUUUUCUAUCAUAACUAACCUGACCACAUUUCAUAACAAGUAUGAUAUUGAUACAUGCUGGUUUCUUAUGGAAUCAAUUAGAUUAUGGGUAAUAAUAUUUUAUAAUUAAAAAUAAGGUCUUUCAAUAUACAUGUGUUGAAUUUUAUGUUCAGGGUCAUUUUCUCCAUAUUCCAUAAAAAAAUACUUGUAUUUUUUUCAAAAAAAGCUAUUAUAUUACUAUGUAUAUUAAGCCAGUUAUUUCUAAAAUAAUAUUCAGUUGAAGUUAGUCCUCUUCAAUAAAAUAUUAUGCUUUUGUGGGAUUCACUAAAGCAUUAUGGUAUAUGCUUUCAUUUUGCUUAUAGGUUGUUUAUAGAUGUAUGGGGUUUUUUUUGAAGAUGGUUAGGUAGGUUUACCUUUUUGGAAAAGAUAACGUUAUCCUCAACCAAUUUUUCAUAAAAUCAGGUAAAAUUUAGAGCAACUUACCACUUCUUAGAUUCAUAAUGUUCAGUUUUUGCAACUUUGGAAGAAUAAAUAAUCAUGUGCAAUAGUUGUUAAUCUUCAAACUGCAUAAGGAAUUCUAAACAAACACCGUAUAGAAGGCGUAUGCACUGUUUUAUAUUUGAUGUUUAUAUUACAGGGAAUAAUGUACAGAACCUUGAGGAUAUUAAACGCUGUAAGAGAA
Mya arenaria is the source of this 8412-nucleotide messenger RNA. RefSeq names its product uridine-cytidine kinase-like 1. Gene Ontology annotation, cellular component: cytoplasm. Lineage: Eukaryota; Metazoa; Mollusca; Bivalvia; Myida; Myidae. Bases 95 to 1732 code for a protein of 545 amino acids. The transcript is spliced from 13 exons. Gene Ontology annotation, molecular function: ATP binding; kinase activity. The record is from RefSeq and is a predicted model, not a curated record.